GCGCGUCCAACGCUCAAGCCGACGUGGUGUCCGCGCUCGCUUCGCUCCGGCGGUCGGUUCGAAGCGCUCGGGGGAAACAGCGCGCGAGUGCUCGAACUGACAAGUGAACGCUGUCACCGACGCGAGAGCACGCGCAAUGAACGAGUCCGAAGAACUGCUACGCAUGAUUCGCGUGACGGCCGUGGCCUGCUUUUCGCAGUCGCGUUGAGUUCUGUCCACUUGGCGCGCGCAUAUAUUUGCACUCGGUAAACUGAGCGCGCAGUACGGUGAUGCAGCACUUGGGGCAACGUGAGUCGUCCUCGGUCAACGAGCGCCGUCGCUUCUGUUCCACGGGUUUGCACAGCUGGGGUUGAAGACUGUGCUGCUGUACGGGGCGGACCCUUGUGAAGAAAAGUCGCCAUGAACUGGAUUAGACGCUCAGCGUGGCGCGCCAGAGUUUUGACCUGCGUCGUCGGGCUCGUCUUUGCCGGAACACUGCAGGGUACUGCGGAGGAUAUUUUGGACGAGGAGCUGCCGCCAUUCUUCGCCGAGGUGAUCCCAAACGUGACCGUGCCUCGUGGAAGAGACGCCAGGAUCCCCUGCGUCAUCGAUAACCUUGGAUCAUACAGGCCCGCGUGGAUCAAGGUGGAGGACAAGGGUAUCCUGAGCAUUCACCAGCAGGUGAUCAGCCGCAACUACCGCAUCUCCCUCAGCACCAGCGACAACCGGCACUUUGUGCUGCACAUCCGGAACGUGCAGGAGUCGGACCGCGGCGGCUACAUGUGUCAGAUCAACACAUCGCCCAUGAUGAGCCAGGUCGGAUACCUUGACGUACUCGUGCCGCCAGACAUCGUGGUCGAAGAAAGCAGCUCGGACGUGGUGGUGCGCGAGGGUUCGAACGUGACGCUAACUUGCAAAGCGCGAGGCUACCCGCGGCCUGCCAUCACCUGGCGUCGGGAGGACAACGAGCCCAUCCCGCUCGGCUCGUGGAAAAACGGAAAGAAGACGCAAACGCUGGUUCAAACCUACGAAGGCGAGUUCCUGACUGUGACUCGUGUGAGCCGGGUACACAUGGGCGCCUACCUGUGCAUCGCCAAUAACAACGUGCCCUCGCCCGUCAGCCGAAGGAUCAUGCUGCACGUGCACUUUCCACCGGUGAUCUGGAUCCCGCUGCAGCUCGUGGGCGCACCGCAGCGGGCAAACGUGACGCUGGACUGCCACAGCGAGGCGUACCCUCCGGCCGUCAACUACUGGGCCAAGGACACGCACAAGAUUUUCCUGGACAACGACAAGUACUCGCUGAGCGUGCGCAAAGGCGGCUACAAGGCCCACAUGCAGCUCACCGUCAGGAAGCUGCGCGAGAGGGACUUCGGCGCGUACCGCUGCCUCUCCGAGAACCUGCUCGGCUCCACCGAAGGCUCGGUCAAGCUCUACGAGCUUUCACCGCAUUCCCGACAACAGCAAAGUUUGGAUUCUCAACAAGCGGAUAGGCACCCCUAUGGCCGCAGUUCCUACCACGAUGGGAAAUAUUUUGCAUCCGAAGACGGCUUUUCUGAGGACAAGGACUCCCAGGAUGGUACACCACAAGACACAAGCGGCGGCAUUUCUGUCUUGGACGGCGCCCGUGCGAGGCUCGUGGCCGUUCUACUGGUGCUUCUCUGCGCGAAAUGAAAGAGAACGGUGUGAGUGCAAGCAGUACCCGGAGGCCCUGAGGAUAGCAGUGAGGAGCUGUGUCGUCGUCAGUGCGGGGACACUAUAGAGACGACGACGCAGUGUGGCGACAUCUUUUGUUUUAGUGUUUAUUAAAAAAAUAUUGAUGAGUG
Molecule: messenger RNA, 1802 nt
Organism: Dermacentor albipictus
Lineage: Eukaryota; Metazoa; Arthropoda; Arachnida; Ixodida; Ixodidae
Product: lachesin-like
Cellular component (GO): neuron projection
Source: RefSeq, a predicted model, not a curated record